CUUACCGCAUCUCCAAGAAGGCCCAGAUCUCUGCCCCCACCAAGCAGCUCUUCUCAGGUCGUUUCCCAGAGAAUUUCUCCGUCAUGGCUCUGGUUAAGGCCCAGGCAGGUCUGCAGGCCUUCCUCCUCUCCAUCUACAGUGAGCAGGGCAUCCAGCAGCUGGGCAUUGAACUGGGACGCUCACCUGUUUUCCUGUACGAGGAUCAGAACGGCAAACCAGCUCCCGAGGACUACCCACUGUUCAAAGGCGUCAACCUGGCUGAUGGCAAGUGGCAUCGCAUCGCCAUCUCUGUUUCCAAGAAAAACGUGACACUGCUGCUCGACUGCAAGAAGAAGAUGACUCGCCCUCUCGCCCGAGGCAACAACGCUGUAGUCGACACCAACGGCAUAACAGUGUUCGGAGCCCGUCUGCUUGAUGAGGAGGUUUUCCAGGGAGAUAUCCAGCAACUGCUGAUCGCCUCCAACCCCCAGGCUGCUUAUGACUUCUGUGAACACUACAGCCCAGACUGUGACUCCCCUCUGCCCAAGACCCAGGCUCAGGACCCCAACACAUACGAUGUAGACACUGAAUAUACCGAGGCUGGCCACACCGCUACAGAGACUGAUUAUUACUAUGAGGAGACGGUCCCACUGCCAGAGGGUGAGGUGAUUGGGCAUGAAGAGAUCCCUGUGCAGCCCCAGGUGGAGCCACAUUUAGUGGGAGAGGAGGUAGAUGCCACCAAGGCUGGCGGUGCAGGCGAGGAGGUCUUCACUGAGGAGUAUGUGACCGGGGACGUGGGCCUCAAGGAAUACGACUAUUCCUACAGGGACUACAGUGAGCCAUUAGUGGAGACUGGAGAGAUCGAUGCCCACAUGGGCCCUGCCCUGUCCGCUGUGACAGAUGAGGGAGGCGCUGCCAUCAGAGGCCAGAAAGGAGAGAAAGGUGACCCUGCUGUCUUGGAGCCUGGUAUGCUGAUUGAAGGACCUCCAGGACCUGAGGGACCUGCUGGUCCCACCGGCCCCCCUGGCUCUUCAGGACCUCCCGGGUCUGUUGGUGACCCAGGCGAGAGAGGACCUUCUGGUAAACCUGGUCUACCUGGAGCUGAUGGCAUCCCUGGACCUCCUGGAAGCUCAAUCAUGUUGCCCUUCCGUUUUGGUCAGAGUGGAGGAGAUAAGGGUCCUGUUGUUUCUGCACAGGAAGCUCAGGCAGCAGCCAUCUUGUCUCAGGCCAGGAUGGCUCUGAAAGGACCUCCUGGACCAAUGGGAUUCACCGGACGUCCUGGACCCCUGGGAAGUCCUGGAAGUACUGGUCUAAAGGGAGAAAGUGGAGACCCUGGUCCUCAGGGCCCCAGGGGAACCCAGGGAUUGAUGGGACCUCCAGGCAAAGCAGGAAGAAGAGGCCGUGCUGGAGCUGAUGGUGCCAGAGGAAUGCCUGGAGAGAUUGGAUCUAAGGGUGAUCGUGGUUUUGAUGGUCUACCUGGUUUGCCUGGAGACAAAGGACACAGGGGCGACCCUGGACCAAUGGGACCCCUAGGAUCCCAAGGAGAGGACGGAGAGAGGGGAGACGACGGAGACAUUGGACCCAGGGGUCUCCCAGGUGAACCAGGACCUCGUGGUUUGCUCGGACCCAAAGGUCCUCCUGGAAUCUCUGGACCUCCUGGUGUACGAGGAAAUGACGGGCCCCACGGUCCCAAAGGAAACUUGGGUCCUCAAGGAGAACCAGGACCUCCAGGUCAGCAGGGAACUCCAGGAACUCAGGGAAUGUCAGGACCUCAGGGAGCCACAGGACCACCAGGAGAGAAAGGUCCCACAGGAAAACCAGGUCUGCCUGGAAUGCCAGGAGCUGACGGCCCUCCCGGUCACCCAGGAAAGGAGGGGCCUGGUGGCACAAAAGGAAAUCAGGGUCCCUCAGGUCCUCAAGGACCCAUCGGUUAUCCUGGUCCUCGUGGCAUCAAGGGAACUCAAGGAAUCCGUGGACUGAAGGGUCACAAGGGAGAGAAGGGAGAAGAUGGUUUCCCUGGUAUUAAAGGAGAUUUUGGUGCCAAGGGAGAGAGGGGUGAGAUUGGAGUACCAGGUCCCAGAGGAGAGGACGGACCAGAGGGGCCAAAGGGUCGAUUUGGACCCCCUGGCGAGAUUGGACCCAUUGGAUUAGUUGGAGAGAAGGGUAAACUUGGUGUUCCUGGACUUCCUGGAUAUCCUGGAAGGCAAGGACCAAAAGGCUCUCUUGGAUUCCCCGGAUUCCCUGGUUCAAACGGCGAGAAGGGAACAAGGGGUCUCGCAGGCAAAUCAGGACCUAGAGGCCAGAGAGGACCAACGGGCCCCAGAGGACAGAGAGGACCACGGGGUGCCACCGGCAAAUCAGGGGCCAAGGGAACUUCGGGCAGUGAUGGUCCUUCUGGUCCUCCUGGAGAGAGGGGAUUGCCUGGGCCUCAGGGAGCCAACGGUUUCCCCGGACCAAAGGGACCUCCCGGACCACCAGGAAAGGAUGGACUGCCUGGACACCCAGGACAGAGAGGAGAAGUUGGUUUCCAAGGAAAGUUGGGUCCACCUGGGCCUCCUGGAGUUGUCGGACCUCAGGGUCCAUCAGGAGAGACUGGACCUAUGGGUGAGCGUGGCCACCCUGGACCCCCAGGUCCACCUGGAGAGCAAGGCCUUUCUGGUCCAUCCGGGAAGGAGGGCACCAAGGGAGACCCUGGUCCCCCUGGAGGCCCCGGUAAAGAUGGGCCCGCAGGUUUGAGAGGCUUCCCUGGAGAGAGAGGACUGCCUGGAACUCCUGGAGGUGGAGGGCUGAAGGGAAGUGAAGGACCUGCUGGACCUCCUGGACCUGCUGGCUCUUCUGGUGAGAGGGGACAACCUGGUACUGCUGGACCUGUUGGACCUCCUGGCAGACCUGGUCCUCAGGGGCCUCCAGGACCCGCUGGAGAGAAGGGAGUUCCUGGAGAGAAAGGCCCGCUUGGCCCAGCAGGUCGUGAUGGCGUUCAGGGACCCGUGGGUCUGCCUGGCCCCGCCGGAUCACCUGGAGUACCUGGAGAGGAUGGAGACAAGGGUGAGGUCGGAGAACACGGUCAGAAGGGCGCCAAGGGAGGAAAAGGAGAACAUGGUCCUCCUGGUCCACCCGGGCCAAUGGGUCCCGUCGGUCAGCCUGGUCCUGCUGGUGCUGAUGGAGAGCUUGGUCCCAGAGGCCAGCAAGGGCAUUUUGGAGCUAAAGGUGACGAAGGAAUCAGAGGAUUCCCUGGAGCUCCAGGACCGAUUGGACUGCAGGGGUUGCCAGGGCCGCCAGGUGAGAAGGGAGAGACGGGAGAUGUUGGACCUCUGGGACCUCCUGGACCUCCAGGCCCCCGUGGACCUGCCGGACCCAACGGUGCUGAUGGUACUCAAGGUCCUCCUGGUGGUUUGGGUAAUCCUGGACCUGCUGGAGAGAAGGGAGAGCCUGGUGAGUCUGGACCACCUGGAAUUGUUGGAGAGCCUGGAAAGAAGGGUCCUCGCGGAGAACGCGGAGAGAAGGGAGAAGCCGGACAGCCUGGAACUGCUGGACCUGCCGGUGGACGAGGUCGACCAGGAGAUGACGGACCCAAAGGAAACCCGGGUCCUGUUGGUUUCCCUGGUGAUCCUGGUCCCACUGGUGAGGUUGGACCCAGAGGUCAAGAUGGUGCAAAGGGAGAGCGAGGAGAAGAUGGUGAACCAGGAGAAUCUGGCUCCCCUGGACCUUCUGGUGAGAACGGACCUCCUGGCCCCCCAGGAAAGAGGGGUCCUGCUGGAACAAGAGGACCAGAGGGACGUCAGGGAGAGAAGGGAACCAAGGGAGACUCAGGAGCUGUUGGCCCACCAGGAAAAACUGGCCCUGUCGGCCCCCAGGGCCAACCAGGAAAACCAGGAACAGAAGGUCUCAGGGGACUUCCAGGACCAGUGGGUGGGCAAGGAUCUCCAGGACUUGCUGGGCAGAAAGGACCACCUGGACCUCUUGGACCUCCUGGUUUGCCUGGUCUGCGUGGAGACCCCGGUGCCAAGGGAGAGAAGGGACACCCAGGUCUUAUCGGGCUUAUCGGACCCCCAGGAGAGCAGGGAGAGAAGGGAGACCGUGGUCUAUCCGGGCCUCAGGGAUCCUCUGGACCCAAAGGAGAGCCUGGAAUGUCUGGAGGAACCGGACCACUCGGCCCUGCUGGUCCCCCUGGUCUCCCUGGUCCCCAAGGUAUCAAAGGAGCUAAAGGUUCUUCUGGAGGAGCUGGUCCGAAGGGAGAAAAGGGUGUUCAAGGAACUCCUGGACCUCCUGGCCCACCAGGUGAAGUCAUUCAGCCCUUGCCAAUCCAGAGGAGUCCCAAGUCCAAGCGCUCCAUUGACGCCAGCCAGUUGCUCCCAGAGUCCGAUGCUGACAUGCCUGCGUCUGAUGCCACUGGCACCGAGUUCCUGAUGGGCAGCGAAGGCAUGGAGGAGAUCUUUGGCUCUCUCAACUCACUUCGCCAGGAGAUUGAGACCAUGCGGUUCCCUCUGGGCACCCAGGACAGUCCUGCCCGCACCUGCCAGGACCUGUACCUCAGUCAGCCAGACCUCAAAGACGGAGAGUACUGGAUUGACCCCAACCAGGGCUGCUCUAGAGACUCCUUCAAGGUCUUCUGUAAUUUCACGAAUGGAGCAGAGACAUGCCUGUAUCCCAGCAAGAACAUCAACUCGGUGAAGAUGAGCUCCUGGGACAAAGAGACUCCAGGAUCCUGGUACAGUCAGUUCAGAACUGGUAGCAAGUUCUCCUAUGUGGACUCUAAUGGCGAGCCAGUGGGCGUGGUCCAACUGGGCUUCCUGCGUCUCCUAAGCAUCCAGGCCCACCAGAAAAUCACCUACCACUGCCACCGCUCUGUGGCCUGGGCCGACCAAAGUGCCAAGAACAACUACAACAGGGCGCUGCACCUGCAGAGCGCCAACGAGGAGGAGCUGAGCUACGAGACCAACCCUUACAUUAAAGCCUUGGUCGACGGCUGCUCUUAUCGAAAGGGCUUCGACAGGACAGUCCUGGAGAUCAACACGCCGCAGGUGGAGCAUCUCCCUCUGCUGGAUAUCAAGGUGUCAGACUUUGGGGAGAGCAACCAGCAGUUUGGCUUUGAAGUGGGACCUGUCUGUUUCCAAGGCUAAAAACACACACACGCACACACACACACACACGCAUACAUAUCCAGAAAACAACAUGCACACACAUGCACUUAUACAUCAUAAACAUACAUGCCCAGUAAUUUGUAAAUUAUCUUGUAAAUGAUAUGGAACAAACACACACACACACACACACACACACAGAUGCUGUUGUGAGACAAACACACAAAGCACUCACACUCAAGUACGUGCCUGGGAAAAGUGACAUCCUCCCAACAAUUAAUGGACGUCAAAAUAAAAGCAAAGAGGAGAGAAAUAAUAAUUCUAAAAAAAACUUGGGAAGAGAAAAAAGAGAGACCAACGCUCGGUGGCACGUCAGCGAGGAAGGAAGAAAAAAGCCGGAGUUUUCUUCAGAGAAAGUGUUUUUCUCUACCAGCAGCAAAGAGAGAGAAAAGAGAGUAAGCUGGCAACUCGAGGCCUGAAGGUCUCAUCACCUCCACCCCUCUGUCUCCCUCUGAUCCCCCUCUCACUCCUCUCUCCUCCCCGCUGUGUCUCUUUCUUUGACCCCACUCAUCUCACCUGCUCUACCUCCCCCUCUUCUGUGACUCCACCUUCACACUGCGAGCAGCUUGAUUGACAGUUUCACUCCUUAAUGACCAAAGGUGCUCGAGGCUCCUGUAAGUGCUGUCUGCUUCCACAAUGUUCCAAACAGUGGCUUUGUGUUGUGGUUUAUUCUUUCAGUCGUUCAUAGGGCUGUCAAUACUUCAGUGGAAUGGACUGGGUAUCGAACUUUCUCUGUAUCACCUAAUAUCACAAACGUGUUGUAAUAUUUUGGUAGCAGUGGUGUUCAUUUAAACAGGGAUUGUGAGCCAAUAAGCAUGCAGCAUGUUGUUUGACUGAGAUCUUAUGGCUUAAACACAAAUCAUUUUACCAUAAUGUGCCAUGUAAUUUUUUUUUUUUGUUAAAACAGAUUUAAUAAAAUUGAUAUCAAAAGUAUCAUUCAGGAAUCGGUAUCGAAGUCCAGAUAACGUUAUCAAUGCUGUAUCAAAUGUUCUGAUCAUGACCCAGCCCCUUGCGGAUCAUUCUGAUAGAAAGUUGCUGAGAAUUGAGAGCUUUUUUUAAUCAACUUUUCACCUGACAAAACGUCUCAUGAAGAACCAACAUCAAACAGUUGACGACCCAAGAGCUUAGAUGUUAACAAACCUCAGUGCCACCUCUGUAAAUCUCUUAGGUUGUUACAUCAGAAGACCAAAGAAUAAACUCUGCCUGUUUCCAUUUCAGCGGCGUCCUGCUCGUUGAAACUGAUAUCUGACUGGUUUUCUCCUCAUGGCCACCUCGCAGUGUCAAUAAAACUGAUGAUUCAUUUUUGAUAGUAAUGUGAUUCAGUGAGGUUAAAGUGCUUCCAAUUUUUUUUCUUUAAACUGGACGAGUUUUCCUCAGCCUCAGAAAUUGUAUUGUUUUUUUUUCCAUCGAAGCAAACCUGCUGCGUGCAGUGAGUCGGGCCAGGAGACGUGUCCUCACCAUAAAUAAGUGAAUUUUAAAGCCAUUAUUUUUGUGCUGAACAUGUUAGCGGUGCCUGAUUCUUCAUUGUCUGUCAAUCAUGGGUCACUACCACACUUCCCGGGUCACUUUCAGGGUUCUUUGAUUAUUGUUUUUGCAUCCCAGUACAAAACAUCAUCAUCAUUAUCAUUGUCGUCAACAUGGGGGUUUAAAUAUGUAAAAUCACAGUCAAAGUUUCCUCUUUCUCUUUUUAUUUUUGCAGCAGUGAAUAAAGUGCAGGCUUUACUGAACGGUGCUAAUUAUACCAAAGCAUAAAUGUCUUAGUCCUCCAUUUUCUUUAGACUAUUUUUUUUUUUAUAAACAUAAUUUCAUAAUGCUUUUUACUGGGGAAAAUGUGCAUUACAUUCCAUUUGUACAGAAAUAGUGAUAUUCUAUUGUAUUUAUUUAAAACAAACAGGGUGCUUAAAGAUUUAAAGAGGAAAAAGAAGAACCACCAAAUCUUCCGGUCAAAUGUGGUAUGUUUCAUUUGUAUUUAUUUCCUGCAGCUGACAGCUGUUGAACUCACUGCCAGCCUGAGUUAUGGUGCUUCUGUUCACGCCCUUUCCAAACCAAAUAAUCUGUGGCCAUAUUUUAUUGUAAUAUCCCUUCUUUUAGUGUUUUCAUCAACUGUACUGUGCUGUUUAAAUUUUGCCUCCACUGUAAUGAUUAAAUGGUGACUCUCCA
This is a messenger RNA of Solea senegalensis (Senegalese sole), 7277 nucleotides long. It is a transcript of the gene col11a2, whose product is annotated as collagen, type XI, alpha 2. Bases 84 to 5099 code for a protein of 1671 amino acids. The transcript has 63 exons. Lineage: Eukaryota; Metazoa; Chordata; Actinopteri; Pleuronectiformes; Soleidae. Gene Ontology annotation, molecular function: heparin binding; extracellular matrix structural constituent. The record is from RefSeq and is a predicted model, not a curated record.